Molecule: messenger RNA, 912 nt
Organism: Schizosaccharomyces osmophilus
Lineage: Eukaryota; Fungi; Ascomycota; Schizosaccharomycetes; Schizosaccharomycetales; Schizosaccharomycetaceae
Product: aminomethyltransferase-like and DUF1989 family protein, implicated in urea metabolism
Exons: 1
Coding region: 1-912 (303 amino acids)
Source: RefSeq, a predicted model, not a curated record
AUGGCCCAAGAUGUAACACCCACUAUAGCUGCAUCGUCCCAACGACCUGAAAGACAAAAAUACAAUGUCCCAAAACCAGUUCCUGCUUAUUACCCACAUUCGGGUUCUCCUAUAUAUGCCGACAAAGAGUUGUACGCCCGUAUUGCAAAGGCCCCUAAAAAAUUAGUGGAAACUCAUACUUGUGCUCCUCGUUCAGGUAUCGCUGUUACGAUUCCUGCUAAGUCGGUGUUUCGUAUCACUACACCAAAAGGUCCUCAGGUUUGUGAUCUCAAUAUCUGGAACCUUCAUAAUCCCAGAGAACGCUUUUGGGCUGCUAGGACCCGUCAACUUCAUUCCGCUCAUGUUUCCACUUUUGACAGACUCUGGUCGAAUUUGCCCUACCUGCGUCCCUUGGUUACCAUCACUGCCGACUCUAUGGAGGCUCGCCAUGACGAGUGGGGAGGCCGAGUUCAUGACACUUUAGGCACAAGAUGUGAUCCUUAUGUAGACAAACUGAUUUCGGGCAUGGACAACGAUUUACAUUGCCAUUCAAACCUAACAAGAUCAGUCAUGCCUUAUGGCCUUACUGAAUUCGAUGUUCAUGAUGUCCUGAAUGUCUUUCAAGUUACUGGCUUGAACGAACACGAUCAAUAUUUCAUGGAAGCAUGCCCAGCGACCCCUUCAGACUAUUUUGAGUGCUUUGCUGAACAAGAUCUCCUUAUCGCUAUUAGCGCAUGCCCUGGAGGCGACUUAUCCCAAUGGGGUUGGGGUGAAAAUGAGGAAAGCACAAAGGAAAGCAAAAUGGUUGAUUGUUGUCGUCCCUUGGCGAUUGAAGUGCAUCAAUUACAAAACGAGAAAGACACUCUAAAAUGUUGGAACCCUCCUCAAUAUAUCAACUAUAAGGGAAAUCAUGGUCUUCGUGGACCCCAAUAA